AUGGCUGACGAAAGACUAGUGGUUUUGAAUCGUAGUGACAAUUUAGGAUUUGGAUUCUCUUUGCUUGGCGAAGCCGGUUUGCCACAUAUUAUAUACGAGAUCGAAGAAAAUUCUCCUGCGGCUCGAAGUGGCGAGGUCGAGGCAGGAGACGUUUUGCUCAAGGUUAAUGGGACUGAUGUAAACCGGUUCACUACCCGAGAAGUUUUAAAAUGCUUGCGACUAGCGUCGGAUCCCGUCACUUUGAGACUAAGAAAGGGUUGUAUGGCAGACCCGCAGAUCAAAGCCAGUGUGAGGCGAUACUUGGCCGCGGCGGCGGAACGUCGCUCUAGCGGCGCACGCACCAACCACGACAAAUCGGGAUCGUCACCUCCAUCGAGCAACUCGAAUAGCAACAGUAAUUCAUCCAGCAACUCAUCGAGCAACGGGUCUGGAGUGCAGUCGGGAGACAGUUGUGAGGCACUGGUUGAAGACGAUAAGAAGAGGGAACGAGUCACACCAAAGUUUGAGGCCUACAUGAUGACCGGUGACCUUAUCCUCAACUUGUCCCGAGUUGAACAUCCACACCAUAACCAUCACGCGCCGACACAUCGUACACACUAUCAUAGAUACAAUUCAACACCAGCGUCUCCAAGCGAUAAUCGUUUGUGUGGGCGAGGGGACUUGGCACAGCGGCAUAACUCCUCACCAGACACCGGCGUAGUCGGAGAUCAUGCUAGUAAAAUGUUCAUAUCGCAGCCGGCAUCGCCAGCGGGAGGCGGGAGCGCGAGCGGCGCGGACGUGCAGGCGCGCGCGCACCACGCCGUACGCACCUCGCGCUCUGAAGAUCAUCUACAGUUCCAGAAGGAGUCGUCGCUGAGCGCAGUGGCGGUGGAUAUGGAGGAGGACGUGACGUCAUCGCUCAACACUCUUCUAGACGCUCGACCAGACUCAGCGACCCCCGGACCGAGGUCCGAUUCCGACCCUGAGCGAGACAGGAUCGUGUGGACGUACAACGCGCCGGUGUCGAGCGCGUCGGAGCGCGCGUGCAACGGGUCGGGCGCGAGCGGCGUCACGUCCAACUCGACGUCCAUCUCGGACGGCAUGUCGCAGCGCUCGUCGUCGCCCGCCUCGCCCACGUCCGCCUCCUCGUCCGUCAUGUCGAGCCGCGCCACGCCGCCGCACCGCCACAUGCCCGCGCCGCACCCGCACCGCCCGCUCAAUGGUGACAUGAGCCUAUCAGAAGCUGUAUCAAAUAUAUCGAGUCCUGACUAUCAGGACCAAGACGAUAUGUUUGAAACAGGCCGCGAAUGCCCUCGAAUGGAACUGUCGGACCCCUCCGACUCAGAUUCUACAAUUCUAGUCUCGGAGCCAUGUCACAAACGAGCGAAAUCCAACUCGACAUAUUCAAACGAACACGGUAGUGACGUCACUCUAAACGGAGACCAUAACAACGAAUAUAGAAUAGUGAUACAAGUUAAAGGCCCCGAUAAACAGAACGCAAAUGCAACGGAAAAUGUAAAUAAUAAUAACAAUAGUAAUUAUACGCAGAACGGAAAGGAGAAUGGACAUAAUUCACCUGAGAACCAAGGAUAUCAGGAACUAUGUAGCGGUUCCGAUGGCGGUUCAGACGAAGGAUCUGACGGAGACUCCUUACAUUCUUUCCACUACAGUCCCAAGGCCGUUGAUAUUCCUUCCGCGGAGAGAUUAGCAAAACGAUUGUACCAUCUCGACGGCUUCAAGAAAUCCGAUGUCUCACGGCAUUUAAGUAAAAACAAUGAAUUCUCUCGUGCAGUUGCAGAAGAAUAUGUGAAACACUUCGACUUCAAGUCUGACACACUAGAUGUUGCAUUACGAACGUUCCUCUCGAGGUUCGCGCUUAGUGGUGAGACACAAGAACGAGAAAGAGUGCUCGUGCAUUUUUCAAGGAGAUAUCUAGAAUGCAACCCUGGAUCUUUUAAUUCUCAAGACGCGGUUCACACGCUGACGUGCGCCAUCAUGUUGCUGAACACGGACCUGCACGGCUGCGGGGGCGGCGCCGCCUUCCGCCGCAUGUCCUGCGCUGAGUUCAUCGACAACCUCGCCGACCUCAACGACGGCGACAACUUCCCGCGCGACACGCUCAAGAACCUCUACCACGCCAUACGGACGCAGCCGCUCCAGUGGGCACUCGACACAGACACAACUGCUGCAGGCGGAGGAGAGUCUCGCGCCGCAGUGGGAAGCAACCCCUUCCUAGACGUGCCGGACCAGAGUCGCGCCGUUGAAUAUAAGAAAGGCUACGUCAUGCGAAAGUGUUGUGUCGAUCCCAACGGGAAAAAGACUCCAUUCGGCCGACGAGGUUGGAAAAUGUUCUACUGUACGCUUCGAGACUUAGUUCUAUACUUACAUAAAGAUGAACACGGUUUUAGACGUAGCCAAAUGUCUGAUAACAUACACAACGCUAUUAGAAUACACCAUGCGUUAGCUACGAAAGCGACCGACUACACAAAAAAACAGCAUGUCUUCAGAUUACAAACUGCUGACCAGGCCGAAUACUUAUUCCAAACAAGUGACUCGAAGGAGCUAUGCACGUGGGUGGAGACCAUCAAUUUCGUGUGCGCGGCGUACUCGUGCGCGCCGCUGGCGAGCGCCGUGGGGUCGCAGCGCAAGUUCCAGCGCCCGCUGCUGCCCUGCACGCACACCAAGCUCUCUAUGCGAGACCAGUUGGCGGAGCACGAGGAGCGGUCGGAGCGGCUGGAGGAGGAGCUGGCCGCGCUGCGCCACGCGCGCGACAACACGCCGCACGCGCGGGACAAGGAGCACUACCUGGCCUACGAGAUAAAGCGGUACCGCACGUACGCGCUGGUGAUGCGCGCGCGCGCGUGCGGCGGCGGCGCGGACGCGCCCGCGCUGCCCGAGCGCGCGCCGCCCCCCGCGCCCCGCGCCGCGCCGCCCUGA
Molecule: messenger RNA, 2916 nt
Organism: Arctia plantaginis
Lineage: Eukaryota; Metazoa; Arthropoda; Insecta; Lepidoptera; Erebidae
Source: the annotation of a GenBank genome assembly